This is a messenger RNA of Syngnathoides biaculeatus (alligator pipefish), 2722 nucleotides long. It is a transcript of the gene ttll10, whose product is annotated as tubulin tyrosine ligase-like family, member 10. Lineage: Eukaryota; Metazoa; Chordata; Actinopteri; Syngnathiformes; Syngnathidae. The transcript has 13 exons. The record is from RefSeq and is a predicted model, not a curated record. Bases 263 to 2002 code for a protein of 579 amino acids. Gene Ontology annotation, biological process: protein modification process.
GUGGAAUGUGGAGAAUCCAGUGCCUAUUUUUUCCUUUCGUAUCUUGAAUUUCCUUCGUAACUAGUGACAAUAUUUUUCCGAGGAGGCGUUUAGUAACCUGAAUUUUUCGUUACUGGAAACGGUGUUAGCAACUGAAGUUGGAAAGAAUUCAGAGACAAAAAAGGGUGAACAUACAGGAUGACUCUGACUGGUGGAGGGGCCACGAGCAGCUGAGAGGAUUCAAAACUGAUGCGGCAUCGGCAAGAUUUCUACCCAACUGAUCAUGUCAAUUCGGAGCUGUGUGGAGCUUUGCAGUCAGGCCCUGAAUGAUGACAACCAAGUGCACAGGCGAGGCGAAAAAGCAGAGGACAACCAGGCUUCAGUUGUCCAGUUGAGUCCUGCACAUUAUGUCAUACAGGUUGAGUUGGCAAAAGAUGGACAGAUGAAAGUCAAGGGGAAGGGGAAGCCGACUGGUGAUGACAAAAGGAGAUGUAUCCAGAUGGCUAUUAACAAGACGGCACACAACAGAACCUUAGGUGCAUGCCUCCAUAAGUCCUUUCCCAGGACCUUGCUGAUGUGGUCCUAUCCAGUUAGGAAAGAGGGACAGUAUCCCGAGGAGCCUCGAGGUUCUGGGCCUUUCUUCUUCUUCGGAGGCACCAAUGGGGCUGAAAUAGUGAGCGCUUACUGUGAGCGAAGAGGAUGGCAGAGGAUUCACAACAAGCACAGGGAGGACUUCAAACUCAAGUGGUCUGAGACCAAAUCUCCACGCACCUACCUCAAUUUCAGGGAAGGAGAGCAGCUCGUGUAUCAGAUCCCCAACAACAAAGUGCUCACCACCAAGAUUGGCCUGCUCAGCAGUUUGAUGGCAUAUGAGCGAGUCAGGUGCAAAGUCAACCAUGGCCAAGCGCUUAGGAAGCUGAAAAUGGAGGAGUUUAUUCCUACAACCUUCCGUAUGGAUGUGAAGGAAGAGCGGGAGGCUUUCUUUGCUCUCCAGGGGGGUGCGAACAACAAUUCCAGUCAAAUGUGGAUCUGCAAGCCCACGGGUCUGAACCAGGGCAGAGGGAUCUUUCUGCUGAGAAACCUGGAGGACAUUGGCACCUUCAAGCUGAAGCUGCAACGCUUGGACGACCUGCGGGCCAGCACCAAAAUGCUUCACCGCCAGCCGCAGGCUUAUGUCGUCCAACAUUACAUCCAGAGGCCUCUGCUGCUAAGAGGAAAGAAGUUUGAUGUCCGCUCUUACCUCCUAAUCGCAUGCACGUCACCUUACAUGGUCUUCUUUCGCCACGGAUACGUCCGACUUACCUGUGACCCUUAUGAGCCCAGCUCCAAUAAUCUCUCAGACCACUUGACCAAUCAGUACAUGCAGAAGAAGAACCCAUUGUACAGUCAGAUGAAGGAAGACACCGUGUGGUCCAUGGAGAGCUUCAACGCCUAUGUCAACAACUGGUUUCAGGUUGCCAAGGCUCUACCGAGGGACUGGGUGCUGGGGGCCUUCACGACGUGCAUGCAGCAGAUCAUGACGCAGUGUUUCUUUGCCGUCAAACCCAAGUUGGACCGGAGGCUGGGUUUCUUCGACCUCAUAGGUUGUGACUUCAUAGUGGACGAGGAAUUCAAGGUUGGUUCGGGAUCCAACGAGUAUAUGUCUACUGUAUUUGAAAUCCAAGUCUUAUGUGGAAAAAAAAUAAAAAUAAAAAUAAAAAAGGUGUGGCUUUUGGAGAUGAACUGUAAUCCGGCUCUCCAUGUGAACUGCGAGGUGCUGAAGGAAGUGAUACCCAGCACUGUAGAGGAGACACUAGAUUUAACUCUUGAAAUCUUCAACAAGUGUCGUCUCAGACAGCAGAUCCUGCCUUUGGCCUGUCAGGGAUCGUUUGUGCUCUUGUACAAUGGACAUUGUAGCUCGGAUUCCAGAGACAACAUUGGAAAAGGUCACAAAGUCUCCAAGAAGAGCCCAAAGACCAAACCCAAAAAGUCGCAUUGUAGUUCCAGCUUCCAUCAGAGGGCCGUUGUGACUGUGAAACAAUGAAAAUAUUUCAUGGUCUCAUCAUAUUUACAUCAUCAAUAUAUGAACUAGUUUUGGAAUCAGAACACAAGGGUAAUGUGUUUUUCAACUAUUCAUGCUUGGGAACACAAAAAUGCUUGUAAUAUCUUAACUUUAUCAUUUAUGAUAUAUGCCAAUGUGAAAUCUUGGUCCAUCUUUUUACAAGAAUCAUGUAACUCGACACUCUAGAUUUGGCUUCGCGGGCCACAUAAAAUCAUGUGCUGGGCCGAAUCUGGCUCCCAGGCCUUGAGUUUGACACCUGUGGUCUACAUCUCUGGAUAGCGCUUCAAAUAUGACCACUUUGCUCUGUCCCGGGUCAGCGGGCAGCGCUUCAGCGGUUUGAGUGGAAGCAUCCAAGUCCUUUGGCAAGCAUGUGCACCUUGCAGCAAAAUCCCGUAGGUGAGGAUGUGUUGAAACAUCCGGAAAAACCAACGAGAAAAUAAUGAUUUCAUGAGGGUUAUAUUAACUCUGAGUCAUAAUCAUUAACAUUAAAAGAAAAAUAUUUCACAGUUUAAGAAAUCCAUACAAACGUAUUACAGUUUUUUAAUUCAAAGACUGGAAUAUCCUUAGUGUCUGAAUUUGACACCAGAAAAGAGUGUUGUUAAUUAAUCUAAAAGUCCUCUUAAGUGUCUUUAAAACUGACGAAGACUUUAUGUGUUGUUACUCAGAGUUGUGCAGCGUUUAAAAUCACAUUGCAAUGUUUAU